Messenger RNA from Rosa rugosa (rugosa rose), 6530 nucleotides. RefSeq names its product disease resistance protein RUN1-like. Gene Ontology annotation, biological process: defense response; signal transduction. Lineage: Eukaryota; Viridiplantae; Streptophyta; Magnoliopsida; Rosales; Rosaceae. The coding region runs from base 276 to 3725 and encodes 1149 amino acids. Gene Ontology annotation, molecular function: ADP binding; protein binding. The record is from RefSeq and is a predicted model, not a curated record. The transcript is spliced from 12 exons.
UAUCGCCUCUGAAAAAAGAAAAAGAAACAAAGAGUCUUCCACGAAAUUUUCGUCGAAGUCUAAAAAGAAAAAGUGAAAGGAGAAACUCCUUGGCAAGUGCGCCUCGUGAGUGUACAGUAAAAGAGAAACUUCAAAGAAAGAACAAGGUUCAUAGAGGUUUUGAUUUAAUCAUUUUCAACCUCACAUUCACCGUUCACAUUGCAGCAGCCACCGAGAAACUAUCUACUUGAGAGUUGAGAUCUCGUAUCUACAAUACAGAAGCAAGCAAGCAAAAUAUGGCUUUUCUGAUCAAUGAAGCAGCAGCCAGUUCUUCAUCUUCUUCUCUCCCUCUUUCUUCUACUAAUCACCAAAAUCAUUACACAUACGAGGUCUUCCUGAGUUUUCGAGGCGAGGAUACGUGCUUUAAUUUUACGGAUCAUUUGUACAACGCUUUGUGUCGGAAGGGAAUUGAGACCUUCAGAGAUGCUGAUAAGCUUAGAAGAGGAGAAGACGUAUCACAAGAGCUCCUCAAAGCAAUUGAGGAGUCCAGAGUUUCAAUCGUCGUCUUCUCUCAAAACUAUGCUUCCUCAACGUGGUGUUUGAAUGAACUGGUCAAGAUACUUGAAUGCAGAAAAUCAAAAAGACAAGAGGUCAGACCGGUUUUCUACAAAGUGGCUCCCUCAGAUGUACGACACCAAAGAGGCGCCUUCGGUGACGCAUUUGCUACGCUUGGUUGCAGAUACGAGGAUAGCAUGGACAAAUGGAAGACAGCUCUCAAGGAAGCAGCAGAUUUGUCUGGAUGGCCUUUGAAGGAUGGCGAGUACGAGACCAAAGUCAUCGACGACAUUGUUGAGGAGUUGUUCGCCCAAGUGAUAAACCCUUCAUGUUACUUGGAUGUUGCUGAACAUCCAAUUGGAUUAGCGUCUUGUAGACAAGAUGUCAUCAGACUUUUACAUGCCGAGGAAAAUAUUGUUCGCAUGGUAGGCAUAUGGGGGUCUGGAGGAAUAGGAAAGACCACAAUUGCCAAAGAUGUGUUUAAUUCAAUUUGCCAUAAGUUUCAAAGUAGCUGUUUCUUGGCAGAUGUUAGAUCAAAUGGCCUAGCCCAACUUCAAGAGACGCUUUUGUCGAAUUUUUUAGACUCAACUUUAAAGGUGAGUAGUGUUGAUCAAGGAGUCAAUUUUAUAAAGACAAGGAUGCGACAUAAAAAAGUUCUCUUAAUCCUUGAUGACGUGAGUGAUUCUAGCCAAUUACAGAAAUUAGUUCCUUUCCAUGAUUGUUUUGGGCCUGGCAGUAGAAUUCUCAUAACAACAAGAGAUAAACAUUGUCUAACUGCUCAUCAAGUUGAUGAAGUAUACGAGGUCAAAAUGUUAGAUGAUGAUCAAGCUUUGAAGUUGUUUAGCCUGAAUGCAUUCAGAGAAAAUGGACCUCUAAGCGAUCAUCUGGAACUUGCACGAUGUGCGGUACACUAUGCCCAAGGCCUUCCCUUAGAGUUGAUAGUUUUAGGCUCUCAUCUAUUUGGUAGAAGCAGAGAGGAGUGGGAAGCUACAUUAGAUAGUUGUAAAGGAGAAGAUCCAUACAGCGAGAUAAGAAACAUUCUUAAAAUAAGUUAUGAUGCUCUGGGAGUAGAUUUACAAGGAUAUUUUCUUGAUAUCGCUUGUUUCUUUAAAGGGAAGCUUGUACACGAUGUGAAACCAAUACUAGAAGCUUGCUACGACCUCAAAUCAGUGAAUGGUAUUGCACAACUCCAAGAAAAGGCCUUAAUAAGGAUUGACAAUGAGGCUUUGAUGGGUGGUUGGAUUUGGAUGCAUGACUUGAUAGAAGAAAUGGGUAAAGACAUAGUGUAUAAAAAGUCACCUAAUGAACCCGGGAAACGCAGCAGAGUGUGGAGUGAAGAAGAUGUCGACGACGUUCUAACAAAUAAUACAGGAACAAAGAAAGUUGUAGGCAUUCAGGUCUCGUGGGGAUUAUCUAUGAUAUCUUUGAAUGCUAAAACCUUCUCAAAGAUGAAGAAUCUUAGAUAUAUUUCUAUGAAGAGGAUGAUGAAAUAUGAAUCCUUUUAUGGAGAUAUUGAUUAUCUCUCCAACCAGUUGAGGUGGCUUGAUUGGCCACAUUGUCCGUUGCAAUGUUUUCCAUCCAAUUUUCAUGCAAAGAAACUUGUAAAUCUCGAUAUUUCUUGGAGUCGCGGAAUCACACGACUAUGGGAGGGACAUAAGAAUUUUUCAAGGCUAACAUGUAUGAAUUUAGAGGGCUGUGAAUCCCUAACAGAACUCCCAGCCUUAAGUGGAAUCCCGAACUUGGAAGAGUUGAAUUUAAGUGGCUGUAGAUCCCUAACAGAACUCCAAGACUUGAGUGGAAUCCCUAACUUGAAAAAGUUGAAUUUAGAUGGUUGUACAUCCCUAAAGGAACUCCCAGACUUGAGUAGAAUCCCUAACUUGAAAGAGUUGGAUCUAUUUGGGUGUACCAAUUUAGUUGAGGUUCCUGAUUCAAUUCGAUUCCUUCAUAACCUUGAGACUCUUGAUGCGAGUGGAUGCUCAAAACUGGCUACAUUUCCAAAAAUUCCAGUAAAGAUGGAUUCCUUGAGACGACUCUCUCUUGAAGACAGUGACAUAAGAGAAUUGGAUGAGUCAAUUGAAAAUCUCAUUGGGCUUGAAAGGUUGCAUCUUACUGAUUGCAAAAAUCUCACAACUCUACCAUGCAGCAUUUAUGGGUUGCACAAUCUAAAGACUCUUUAUGCGAGAGGAUGCUCAAAACUGGCUACAUUUCUAAAAAUUCCAGUAAAAAUGGAUUCCUUGAGACUACUCACUCUUAAAGGCAGUGACAUAAGAGAAUUGGAUGAGUCAAUUGAAAAUCUCAUUGGGCUUGAAUAUUUGGAUCUUACUGAUUGCAAAAAUCUCAGAACUCUACCGUGCAGCAUUUAUGGGUUGCAAAAUUUAUGGUUUCUUGAUCUUGGUGAAUGCUCAAAACUUGUCAGAUUUCCAACAAAUACCAAAAUUUUGAAUGUCGAUAGUUGCUCACUAUCACUUCCCAAGCUAGGUGUGUUCAGUAUCGCAGGAUGCAGUUUAUUAUCAGAUUGUGAUUUCCUGAUGACUCUUGAUUGCUGGGAAACAUUACAGUGGCUUAAUCUGUCAAGAAACAAUUUUGUUAGUCUUCCUGCUUGCUUCACCAAAUUUGUCAAGUUGCGUGACCUUGACUUGCGGGAUUGCAAGAGACUCCGAGGAAUUCCGGAGCUUCCACCAAACCGUUUACUACGCAUAAGAGGUUGUGAAUCACUGGAGCAUAGAUUCUCGUCAUUGACAAAUCGUGGAGCUGUGAUAGAGCCAACUCCGUCGUCAUGGCUUUCUUUGUCUUCCGAAACUCCGAAACAACACCGCACUACGGAAGAACCAUCCCCAACACCGGUGAAUCCUCCGAAACGACAACUCACUGCCGCCGGGGGGCAAGCAUCAAUGGUCCAUUCUUCUCAUGAAAUGGCUAUUUCCCAAAUCCCAUUUCUCCGCAGCUCCCCAAUCCCCAUGAUCCCUGACAGUGGCUGGCGUUACUGGCAUUCAUGGCUUUCGUCUGCGAAUGAAGAUUAUCACCAUCAACAAGAGCAACAGGAGCAUCGAUUUCUCCUGGAGCCAAUUCCGGAGCUUCCCCCAUACGCUGGCCUAAACAUAAGUGGUUGUGAAUUACUGGAGAAGCGGCGUCGCCAACAAUUGAAGAGCCAACUCCGUCGUCAUGGCUUUCUUUGUCUUCCGAAACUCUGAAACGACAACGCACUGCCGCCGGGGGGCAAGCAUCAAUGGUCCAUCACUCAAUUAGUCCGCAGCUUCAACACCAAGCAGAGGAACCAACUGAGUUGUUAAGGCUUUCUCUGUCUUCAGAACCAACAAAACAUCGUGGCGCAGUUAAAGGUGAUCAAGACCAGUGGUUCUCUUUGAACUCUGAAGCAUCCACUUCAGAGUUUAGACAAUAAUAUCAUUUAUUUGAGACACAGAGGUUUGAAAUCCCACCUCCUAUUUAGAAAGAUUUCAACAUUUCUCAUAUUUGGGUAUGACCCUGUUUUGAGGCUGUCUUCAUCUGCUAUUUACUCAUCAAUCUUGGGGACUAUAGAUGUUGCACUUGGAAAGGUUACAGACUCUGGCCAAGUUGGCUACAUGGUGAUUGCUGAUCUCCUGAAUUUGAGAUAACUGCAAAUGAGCUAGAGGCAAAGAAGUUCUAGCCUGGCUUUGGCUAAGAAUCUUGCUUCAAGGUGAUGCAGCAGGUGUGUGCUGACCUUCUUGAGGAAAAUGGAAUUGGUUUUUAUUGUUUCUAAGGAUGGAAUUGAUAUUGUGACAGUGGUAUGCUGAUACGAAUGUCGAGCAGUAAGCUACCGAAAGGCAGGCAUUUGAUUGGGGAUAGUGUGGUUUACGAUGUGGGUGUUUGGUUGCCCCGGGAUUUUCAGCCGCGGCUAGAAGUUACCCCUAUAAUUAAGUACGUUUCGGAUCCUCAGCUUGUGUUGGGCCACUAAAUUGUGGUGAAUAAGUCACAUAUAUAUGCUAUGGAUUGAAGCAGGGGAAUAUUCGGGUUUUGAAUACACACACUGCAUUGAGUUCGUUGUUUCAAGCUCAUACACAGGCUUUUGCUUUAUCUCGUGUAUGCUCCUAAUAGAGUGGUUUUUGUGAAGUUGGAUUACUUGCCGAUGAUUAUUAUAUCUUGUUGGCCUAAGCGAUAGCUUGUUCUGUCAGAGGGUCACAAACAUGGCUUUCUUUGCCGAGGAUGCAUGUUCACCUUUUGGCUAGUGUGAGUGUAGAAGGACGGCUUUUUGUGUGCAAAAUUUCUGAAGGUCCAGAUGAAGAAGGUACGCCACAAAUCACAGGAAAGAUUGUUAUGGCCAUUCAAAUAGUUGGUGAGGGGGAAGAUGUUCAUCCACGAGUUUGGCGGCACUGUCAUAAACAAGAGGUUUUGGUUGUUCGGGUUGGGAAGCGUUUCUACAAAUUGUUACUACUAAAGUUUCAAAGGGUGAAGUCCCUUCUGCUGAGGAUCCUAUUAAGUGUCCUGUUGAAAAACUUAUUGAUGGGGUCCAAUUUGUUGGUAAACAUAAUGGAGAGGUGACAGAUUUAUCAAUGUGCCAAUGGAUGACCAACCGGCUGGUUUCUGCUUCUAUGGAUGGAACUGUUGCAGGGCCCUAUGGGCUGCCUUUAACUCCAGCAAGGCGUGCACUUUUCAUUGUGUACCGGACGGCUCUGCCUUUAACUCUCAACCCUGCCCAUUUGAUUUUUUUGAUAUCUUGAUUUUGAGACUUUACGGAUGGAUUGAUGCAUGGCUGUUUCUGGAUUUUUCUGUUACCAGUUCUCGAGCUGCUAACCGUGGCAUUCUCCUUGCUGAUUCCCAGUCUGAUGAGGUUUACAGCAUCAGUGCUCAGUCUUCUUCAAUCACUCGUGCCGCGUCUUCCUCCACGCCGCCGGCUUCGGUUUCAGCUCUCGAAAGAUUGAAGCAGAGAUUGAAUGAAUUGUGGCUUUCUGCAGUUCGGAAAUGGCCUACGGUACACUUAUGACUUAUGCACCUAUAACCUUGGUAGAAUGUCUUUCGUAGUUACUGUCUCUAUGAUGCUUGUUCAUCCCGGUUCUCCCUAUAGCUCGAGAUUUCUGCAGUUGGUCAUAUGUGCCAACCUGAUGUUCUUUUACUUUGAAGGUCUCUACUAUCAUAUAUCGAAACAUGCUGCAGGCAUUCAUUAUGUGUUCAUUGGAAAGCCAUCUAACAAAGUUUAUCAGUAAGAUUGUUAAAUUUGUAUCAAUUUAGAAGAAGAGAUAACAACAUCAGCUCAUGUAUGGCUGCAGUGUAUUCCAUUACCUGUUAAAGACAAGCCAAAGGUGGCUGUGUGUUGGUUGUUGCCUUACAGAUGUCAGAUUCAAUUUUACUGGCCAACGGCUUUUAAAAUGAAAAGUUGUGGGGUUCACCUGUAUGCUUGUCAACAUCAACUGAAGUUGAUCUAUCAGGAAGCAAUUUUGUUAUUCUUCCUACCUACGUUGGCAAAUUUGUCAACUUGUGGAAACUGGACUAGCACUGUUGCAAGAGGCUUCAAGAAAUUCCUGAUCUUCCACCGUGCUACUCCAAAUAUCUUUACCGACUACUCCAAAUAUCUUUACCGACUACUCCAUGCUCUCUCAGUCCUUGCAUUGCUUUUCUGUUUUGGCAAAUCAGUGUCAAUUCUUAGAGUCCUAGAUUUUUCAUUUCUAUUAUAUCAUAGUCUCUUGUGUCAAGUCAGUUUUAUUUGUAUUGAACCAUCACUUUUAUCUAGUGCAAGAAACAUAUUUGUGUUAGAUGAUUGUGGUGUCCAUCAUGGACUCCUGCUUUAUCUCUCUCAGUCCUUGCAUUGCUUUUCUGUUUUGGCAAAUCAGUGUCAAUUCUUAGAGUCCUAGAUUUUUCAUUUCUAUUAUAUCAUAGUCUCUUGUGUCAAGUCAGUUUUAUUUGUAUUGAACCAUCACUUUUAUCUAGUGCAAGAAACAUAUUUGUGUUAGAUGAUUGUGGUGUCCAUCAUGGACUCCUGCUUUAUUAUUUGUAGUAAAAUGGAUGAUAUUUUCUGCUUGAUU